CUCCGCCCCGUUGCCAUGGCGACAGCAAAGGGCGGGGCCGCAACCCUGCGCGCCCCCUCUGUGCGCUCGCGGCCCCGCCCGCGUUGCCAUGGAGCCGCUUCCAGUCCCCCGGGCGCAUCCCGGCCCGUGGCUCAGACCGGGCGGCGGUCAAGCGGAGCCAUGGGGGCGUCCCGGGUGGCUACACCGAUCGAGCCCCAGCCCGAGCCCGAACCCGAGCCCGCGGCGCCGCGCCGGCGCGUCUACCACCACACGCUGCUCUUCUACUGGAGGAAGCGGCAGCGCCGCCGCCCAGGGCGCAAGCCCGUCUCGGGCCACGGAUCCCGGCCCCCCCCUGCCAGCCGCCCCCGCCGGGCCCGCCGGGCCCGCCGAGCCGCAGCCGCCGCCACCCCCGCUCGCUCCCGCCCGGCUCGCCCCGCCGCCCCGCCGGCUCCCGUCCCCGCCCCCGCCGCCAGCCCCGCCCCCGCGCCCGUCCCCGCCGCCCCCGCGCCCGGCUCCUGUGGCCGCGCCCUCGCGGCGGCGCGCGCGCUGGCCUGGGGCCCGAGCUGGCGGCGCCUGUGGAGGCCGCGCUGGCCCGUCAGCCUCUGCGCGGGCAACAUGGCGGCGCCCAGCGGGCCCAGCCGCUCCGGGGGCAGCGGCGGCCUCCUUUCCUUCCUGCCGGGUGGCGCGCGCUCCGAGGUCACGGACGACAUGGACACCGACGCGCGCGGCCGGGGCGCGGGCCGCAGAGAUGCUGCUCCGGCCCCCGCGGCUCAGGUCGCCGAGGACACCGCCCGGAGGCGACCCUGCCGGGCCUGCGUCGACUUCAAGACGUGGAUGCGGACGCAGCAGAAGAGGGACGGCAAGUUUAGGGAAGACUGUCCUCAGGAUCGCGAGGAACUGGGCCGCCAGAGCUGGGCCGUUCUCCACACCGUGGCCGCCUACUACCCCGAUCUGCCCACCCCAGAACAGCAGAAAGACAUGACCCAGUUCAUCCAUUUAUUUUCCAAGUUUUAUCCGUGCGAGGAGUGUGCUGAAGACAUAAGGCAGAGGAUAUACAGGAACCAGCCGGACACACGCACACGGGUGGGCCUCACCCAGUGGCUCUGCCGCCUGCACAAUGAGGUGAACCGCAAGCUGGGCAAACCAGACUUCGACUGCACACUAGUGGACGAACGCUGGCGUGAUGGCUGGAAGGAUGGCUCCUGCGACUAGAAGAAGACUGACCAUGGCUUGGGGUGUGGGCGCUCAUUAAAGUGCUCAGAGCCGUGGCUUAUGCGUCUCAGUGGGGUGGAACUGGGAUGUGGCCCUUUCCUUCAUGGGUUUGGAAGCGGGGCGAGUCUGUGGCAGGCUCCCACGGACCUCCUUAAUCAGGCUCAUGGACUGCAGGCCAAGGAGGUAGCAGCCCAGGCUGUCUGUCACCACUCAGGAUUUGCUCCCUUGCUCAGUCUGCUCCCAGCUCCCACUUCCCACACAGGAAGGUGAUAACUAGACGGGGCCCCAUCCCUUUGCCUGAGGCCGGCCAGGCCUUCACUUUAGGUGUGGGUACAGUGGCCAGGAAGUAGCUUGAGCUACUGUGUGCAGUGUGCUAGGAGGAAGGAAGCCCCAACUGAGCUCCCUGUUCUGUCAGGGAUUGUCUAAGGGCCUCCCAACCGUACAACCUUCCAGAACUGAAACAAGCCUGUCAGUGGCUUGGUGGAACCAGCUUCCUUAAGAGCCUGAGACCAAAAUAAAGUGCUAAGACUUGUC
Messenger RNA from Erinaceus europaeus (western European hedgehog), 1725 nucleotides. It is a transcript of the gene GFER, whose product is annotated as growth factor, augmenter of liver regeneration. Gene Ontology annotation, molecular function: flavin-dependent sulfhydryl oxidase activity; flavin adenine dinucleotide binding. The record is from RefSeq and is a predicted model, not a curated record. The transcript is spliced from 3 exons. The coding region runs from base 16 to 1191 and encodes 391 amino acids. NCBI's taxonomy places the organism in Eukaryota, Metazoa, Chordata, Mammalia, Eulipotyphla, Erinaceidae. Gene Ontology annotation, biological process: liver development. Gene Ontology annotation, cellular component: mitochondrion.